Durusdinium trenchii is the source of this 471-nucleotide messenger RNA. NCBI's taxonomy places the organism in Eukaryota, Dinophyceae, Suessiales, Symbiodiniaceae. The record is from the annotation of a GenBank genome assembly.
AUGGGGAAGUAUGGGGCCAAGACACCGAAGCGCCACAUUACAUGGUGUAAUUCGAAGCAUGUCAACCUCUUAAACCUCGGACGUCUUUCUGGCUGGAACUACAAGUCUGAGGAGUAUGAGAAGCACCGGACUGCCACCACAAAGGUUGUUGGGGACAAGAAGACUUUUCAGGGUAAGAAGAAAGCAUUGAAGAACAGCCAGCACUAUCCCUAUCGAUUCGGCCUUCGGGUACUACGGAUUCUUCCAAAGCUUCAAGCUGAUGGACCCAGAGUUUUUCCAGCUCCACCAGCUGACUUUGACCCACUACAGUGUUUCAUGAGCCAUGAAUUCACGGACAUGUGGGAGGAUGCCGACAUCCCACAAGCCCUGUGGUACAUUCGAGGCAAUCGUUCUUUGAAUGUGCCAGCAGAGUGGAAACCACACUUCUUUCCCUCGAUGGAUUGCUUUGAUUUUAGCGAAGGGCAAGCCUAA